Messenger RNA from Electrophorus electricus (electric eel), 1963 nucleotides. It is a transcript of the gene rsph4a, whose product is annotated as radial spoke head component 4A. Gene Ontology annotation, cellular component: radial spoke; axoneme. Lineage: Eukaryota; Metazoa; Chordata; Actinopteri; Gymnotiformes; Gymnotidae. The record is from RefSeq and is a predicted model, not a curated record. Gene Ontology annotation, biological process: cilium assembly; axoneme assembly; cilium movement involved in cell motility.
CGGUCCGUUUCUAGCCUCGCGGCCCUAGGUCUCGCGUUCUUCCGCGUGAAAUCCUAGCGUCAUGGCAACCGAUAUUAUUUAUACAGCGAUUUGUGUCUCGGGCAACCAGAAAGUUGUUGGCUUUAGCGUUAGCUAGGCAGUGUUGUAAAGCUGAGACGGUUAUAUACAGUGGGCAUAACGGCGAGAUAGCUUGAUAAAAGUAUAUCGAAAGACAAGGACGGGAUUUAUUUUGACUUGACCCAGAAGUACCACAAUGGAAACGCCCGAUGGAGCAAUAUAUAACCAAAGGCAACAGGCUGCAAUGAACUUCAAGGCUUUUCUGUUGAAAAAUAGCACAAAAACCAACCUCAACCUGUAUGACCACCUAGCACGUCUGCUUACCAAAGUGAUGGACGAGCGGCCGGAGAACGCCGUGGAUGUGAUCGAGGACAUGAGCCGCGAGGUUAAGCGGAGCAUGCUUCAGGCCCAGCAGAGCGCCCUGCGGGACAGCCCGGUCCCCACCGCCAGGCACCGGCUAGCACAACUACAGAAAAGCCUGUUUUCCCAACGGGCGGCGGACGACGGAGACCAAGGAGAUGAGCUGGUGGAGACACCUCUACCCAAUGUGGCUGAGCUGAGUUUCUUCCUGGAACAGGCCGGCGUGGCCUUGGGCCGUGAGGAGAUGCAGAGGAUCUUUCUAGCCCUCAAGCAACUGGUAGACACGCAGCCUCUCCAACGCUGCCGCCUCUGGGGCAAAAUCCUUGGCAUCGAGGGAAACUACAUAGUGGCUGAAGUGGAAUACAGAGAUGGGGAGGAGGAGGAAGAGGAGGAAGGAGCAGAGGAAGCACAGGAAGACGAGAGAGAGAGAGGCGCUCAAGAGGAAGAUGGAGAGACUGUGGAAGUGGUUGAUCCAUUGCCCAAGUCAGCCUAUAAACCGCCCCCAGCGGUUCCCAAAGAGCCCCAACAUUCUGGCACAAACAAGUUCACGUAUUUUGUGUGCCGGGAGCCAGGCCUGCCCUGGGUCCGCCUUCCUAAUGUCACCCCAGCUCAGAUCAUAGUUGCACGGCAGAUUCAGAAAUUCUUCACCGGGCGGCUUGACGCACCCAUUGUGAGCUACCCGCCGUUCCCGGGCAAUGAGGCCAACUACCUGCGAGCCCAGAUCGCCCGCAUCUCAGCAGGCACCCAGAUCAGCCCACUGGGCUUCUACCACUUUGGGGAGGAAGAGGAGGAGGAGGAGGAAGGAGCACGCGACAGCAUAAAGGAGAAUCUCGACUUUGAGGGCAUCCCCGUGCAGGAGAUGGCCGAGUCGUUGUCUACCUGGGUGCACCACACACAGCACAUCCUCAAACAGGGUCGUUGUACAUGGGUCAACCUGGCUGAAAAGGCCGAGAUGGAUUUUGAAGAAGACGCUGAGGAAGAGGAAAAGAGGGAAGAGCCCGAUGAGCCUGAACCGGAGAUUGGACCGCCACUUCUCACUCCGCUGUCAGAGGACGCAGAGCUAAAUGACAUCCCUCCUUGGAGCACCAGAAUCUCCUCCCAUCUCAUUCCUCAGUUUGCCAUUGCUGUGGUCCACUCCAACCUGUGGCCAGGCGCCAGUGCCUACGCCUGUGGCAAGAAGUUUGAGAACAUCUACAUUGGCUGGGGGUUGAAGUUCUCCGGUGAGGGCUACACCCCGGCUGUGCCGCCCCCUCCGCAGAGCGAGUACCCGAGCGGUCCCGAGGUGACGGAGGCCGUGGACCCCAGCGUGGAGGAGGAGCGGGCCCUGAAGGCUGCCCUGGAGGAGCAGCGGGCUGCUCAAGAGGAAAAUGAAGGCCUGGAGAUGGACGAUGAUGAAGAGGAGGAUGACUGAGCAGGAGGGACUCGGAUGCAGCAGAGGAAAAUGGAAGCCCGUGAUACAAGUAAUGGAACAAGAGCUUACAGCAUCGGUGUAUGCGGCUACAUCCUGCUCCUCAUGUGCAUCAAGAAGUUUCUGUUAAACAAAAAA